AUGCGCACUCUCUAUGAAAAAAUCAACAAUGGAUUAGAUCCAAAAAUUUGUUAUUUAACCAAAAAUUUAGAACCUGCAACAUAUAGGUGCACACACACUGAGACAAUCAACACUACGCAUAUGAGUUAUACCGAAUACAAAUUCGAUAUAACUUCAUAUGUACCUGAUAACAAUCAACCUGAAGCCUUUGUCUGGACUAGCCAGAGAGAAGGCAUGUAUUGCGUGGGAAAAUGUGUCGACGACCCAGAUAAUUACACUGGGCCACAGAAUUGCACAUGGAUAAAGAAUCAUUGUUUUAAUUUAACCACCUGUGGAUAUAGCAAACCAAAGAAAUGUCCGAAACUAUAUCCUAUUCCUCCUGGUGGACUGAUAAAAGGGAAUGUUAACAAGACAUUAUUUCAUGAUGUAAAUCUAGUGAUGACACAUGUAUCAUACAAUAUUUCUAACAUUUUAUCUGCUUAUGUUAAUCACUGUGAUAAAAAUGACAAGACAUAUGCAUGGCUACAGUCACGAAUCGAUGAUUUAAUUUCUGAUUACAAAAACAGACUUGCCGUGCAAAUCUCACCUGCACGCUCGAAACGAGACCUGCUCGGAAACAUAGCGGGUCUCUUUGGCUCCAUUAAUUCCAUUGCCAACAACUACAAAAUAACCAAACAAUCACAAUACUCAACAUGGUUGGCAAACCAGGUAGCCACUGGUUUUCAGCAUAUCACAAAUAGCAAUGAAAAUAUCAUAAAAGCGGUUCGAUCCGAAGCGCAGGCGCUUCUUGCGAUCAGCCACACAUUAUUCAAUCAGACCCGUACCAUCGAACGUGACUUAGCCUGUAGGACAUAUGCACAAGAUCUAUUCACUGCUGCUAGACAAGAAAUCCUAGAUCUUCGUCUGUACAAGACACCUAGACAUGUUUUAAAUGACCUCAUAGAGAUCUUAGAUCUACAUAGGUGGUAUGAAUCAGAAAAAAUGAAAAAUGUAAGGUAUUCUGAACUACUAUCCACCAUAAUGAUGUUUACAGGAAAUGAAUGUAAUGGAUGCAUUGGGUUUUUCGUCAGUUUUCCUUUGAUACACCCAGAUCAGGUUUUUCCAAAUUCCACUACCAUACGCUCUAUGGGCGUGGUAGUGAAGGAUCAGGUAAUUAAAUGGGAUCACCUCACUGGAUACAUGACACAAAAGGGUAAUGAGACCUUGUUUACCAGUCGCACAUGUUGUCAUGAAACACACAAUUAUGUUAUCUGUACAUGUAACACCUUGCAACCUUUCUCCCCCAAUGACACCAAACUUAUAAAUGUUCAGUCACUGCAUGGUUACUAUGAUGUUAUCCAGGUGUCACAUUCACAGUGGUGCGUGGUCAGUGAGAUGAACUCUUUUACCUACGGAGGACUGGCCUGCUCUGCUAAUCACUCGUUUUGCUUGGAAGUGACAGAGGACUUUUCGAUGGGUCAAGUCAACAUUUUAGGAAGAGUGCCACUGGACACAGAGACCUCACCAUGGUGGGAUGACACUUUCUAUGAACAAAGUACCCAAGCUGUGGUUGACACGAUGGAGCUAACACAAAGACUGAUCCUGCAAACUGAAUACCACCUCAACCAAGCGCAGGUUGAGAUUAACCUGGCACGGAAGACUGCACAACUGUUAUCCAGUUCAUCCACUCGGUCGGCACAGUACACAUACACCUGGUGGGACUGGGUGUUCCGGGGGUGUGCCAUUGGCAGUGCCCUGAUCUUCACCUUCACCAUUUUCCAGUGUUGUUACUUCAGGCAUCUCGUCCAAUCUACACAGGAAUCCACACACGCUGCCCUUGCCCUCAGCCCACUGCAGAUACCUGUGUUCCAAAGACUCUAAAAAAAAAAAAAAAAAAAAAAAAAAAAAAAAAAAAAAAAAAAAAACUUUGCUUUGUCUGACCCCGCAGGUACCCUAUUACAAUUCGCCCGCGGGGCCAAGCGGGGAAAUACUGUAAGAAUUUUGAUUGAUCUUGACCAAAAGGUCAGCCCUUCCUGGGAACACAGCAUGGAUGCCCGAGAGUGCAGUGUGUGUGCCCUGUAGGUGCCCGAGGCAGCAAGGACAUCAAAAGAGAACUUUUGCAACACAACAACUUUCCUCCGGGACUCACGGCAGGGGACCAAGACCCCCAAAACACCCCUCUCGGGAACCAGAACUGUAUAUCGAUUACAGGAGACUCCCUGGAGAGUUACACUUGAUUUUCAAACACCACAUCUCCAUACAAAUGAUGGACCUGCAGACAAAUGUCUGACCCCUCUACCCCUCCUUUCCUUGUUACCUCCUCAACACAGGACAGUUUACAGCACACCAGAUGAUUAUGUGUAAGAAAGGUCAUAUCAAAUGUAAAUAACUGUGGAAAAUAUUCAUGUUUCAUUUCAUUACAAAGGUUUUAUCGCGACUGGUACACAGGUCUCAUUCUCACAUCAAUAAAACAAAUAGUAAAAGGUUUAAUAGAGUAAGAAAACUUAACUCUAUCCAAGGGGCGUACACCCCACUACAAAUGUAUCCAGGACGAGGUGCCUCCCAUAGGUCUGUAAGAACCAAUCACUGCAAACUUCCAUUGAUAAAUAAUGUUUACAUAAUGUUUAUUCUAUCUGGGUAUAUAAGGAGAGCUGAAAAACAUUUCUGGGAAUCUGUAACCAGAUAUCCCGCACAAUUUACUGUGUGUCGUCUUUACCAGGUAUGAAAGGUUUUUAUAUUUCCUGUUUGAUGUAAAUACUAUUGGUUUGUAUUUGUGUUACAUUUUAUUUGAACUGUGAAUUGGCUUUGAAUUGUGAUUUUCUUACCUGGUUAAUAAAUUGUUAAGUUUGAUUUA
This is a messenger RNA of Paramisgurnus dabryanus, 2812 nucleotides long. RefSeq lists its product as uncharacterized. The record is from RefSeq and is a predicted model, not a curated record. Lineage: Eukaryota; Metazoa; Chordata; Actinopteri; Cypriniformes; Cobitidae.